Molecule: messenger RNA, 2003 nt
Organism: Cyphomyrmex costatus
Lineage: Eukaryota; Metazoa; Arthropoda; Insecta; Hymenoptera; Formicidae
Product: protein jim lovell
Exons: 5
Coding region: 1-1815 (604 amino acids)
Biological process (GO): regulation of transcription by RNA polymerase II
Cellular component (GO): nucleus
Molecular function (GO): DNA binding; protein binding
Source: RefSeq, a predicted model, not a curated record
AUGACUUACUUCGUGGUGACUCGCAAUUUCACCGGAUCGUUCGUUCGGGGGAAGUUUCAGAUAGGCAAGGGUCGCUACGUCUGUACACUAGACAUUGUCAACCUGCGACGCAACGGUAUCAAAGAGCGGAACGUCGCGACGACGACUUCCACGGCGAAUACCAGGAGAAGCCUGGCAAUGAAGCAGGAACCGGAGGACGAGGAGGAUUGUUAUCUCGACGACUCGAGCGUGCCGGCCUCAUUGACGCCGCCGCCACUGCUGCCGACGGCACUGCCGCCGUCGUCCCCGCCAUCAUCAUCUGGUCGGCAUGGAAGCGUCACGCAUCGCGUGCGCUCCCACGCGCGUAGUUUACGUGCCAUGGCGAAUCCAAGCGCGGUCUGGGCACACUUCGACCUGUGCACUAACGAUCCGCUGCGCGCUCAGUGCCGCAUCUGCGGAUCGGUCGUUGUCAGAGGCGGUGCAAAUCCGCGCCAGUGCGGCACGACGAAUCUGCACCGGCAUCUCAGGGUGCAUCACGGGGGCAGGCUGAUCGGCAGACGUUAUCAUGUUGUACAAUCAACGUCUCAAGGCAGUACAAGUACGAAAGCUAUAAGGAUCGCAACGCAAUCCUUAAUGAGACCUCACAUUCGUAACAUCGCACCAGCGCCACUAUCUCAACAACAGCAAUCGCAACAGCAACAGCAGCAGCAACAGCAACAACCACGGCAACCAAAGACUCUCGUAUUAAAAACUAUUCCGUUGAAAGUGAAACAAGUUGCACCUACAACUAUCAAAAUGCCACCGCGACAAACUAAUCAAGGGUCCCAUAAUGUCGUGCAUCAGCAACCUACAGAAGUUUGCCUAAGGUGGAACAGUUACCAUAGUAAUAUGCAAAGUAGCUUCCCGUCGUUACUGGACACAGAACAAUUUGUCGAUGUGACCCUGGCAUGUGAAGGGCAGUCUCUGAAAUGUCACAAGAUGAUUUUAUCUUCCUGCAGCGACUACCUAGCAGACUUGUUGCGGGAGAAUCCAUGUCAACAUCCUAUUAUUCUAAUGAAGGAUUUGAAAUUUUGGGAGGUGGACGCAUUGGUUAAAUUUAUGUAUCGCGGAGAAGUCAACAUUGCUCACGAUAAAUUGCCGCAACUAUUGAAUGCUGCCGAAGCGUUGCAGGUGAAGGGACUAGCCGGUCCGAGUCCCUCGUCUCAAAACGCAAAAUCACAGUUACUUAUACCUCAAACGAAGCCAUUGUCAUCUCAAUAUGUAGUUCCUAAAGGUACGACAGAAUCCAAAGAGAAUAAAACAUCACCUUCAAGGGUGUCUACGUCUUCUAGUCCUAAGCGUGCGCAAAAGCGACAACUGUCCGAAUCUGUAGAGCCAAGACCUUUUACUAAAAUACGUUUGCAACGACCCACCACGCCAACGUCUCCAUGCGCGACAGUCAAGCUGGAGCCUUUAGAUAUACCUCUUAGCCCGACGGAGAUAUUCUCGGAGAAUAACGAAGUCACAGCUUCCUCAGACUUUGAAAAACUUAUGAGUUUACAUGAGGAAGACGAUCCAGGUGGCGAGGAAAUGAAUGAUAGAGACGAAAGAUUACAUUUUUGCGAACUGCCAGCUCCACCAGAUUUAAACGAUAAUGAAGACCAAAUGGAGUUUGUACCUACAGAUUUCUUAGAGCAACAGCAAGAUAUUGUCGAAGAACCAGAAUUAAGUUGUAAUAAAGAUGAUAAUAAAAAAGACUCUCUUGAUUAUGCUUCCGCUGGCGAGGACAACGGAAUCGAACACAAUAAGAUACAUACAAGUCCCUCGAGAGAAAAAAAAGAGAAUAAAAAGACAUAGUAAAAUAAGAUAUAAAGAUAUCUUAUAAUCUAUGUAAUUGGAUUAUACUACAAAUUUCAAUGAAAACUAGUGUAAGAACACCUGUAAUUUGUUUUCUUGAAACUCUCACAAGCGGAGAAAUGCAUUAUAAUGACAAACUGAAUCAGAGUCAUCAUAUAUGAGAACCAAGAAGUAAAACAAAACAGAUU